UUGCAAAUGUUUGUCCAAAUAUUGGUAUUGUUUAUUCUGGAAUGGGACCAGACUUUAGAGUGUUAUUGUCAAAGGCAAGAAAGGCAGCUCAAAAAUAUAAAAGAAUAUAUAACAAGUAUCCACCAACAGGAAUUUUAGUUAAAGAAGUUGCUAGUGGUCAUACUGGGCAUGGAAAGUAUCUGCUAUUGGGAAAAAUAUGGUUAAUGCAAAAACUUUCUUGGAAAAAUGAUGCAGUUCAUACUUCAAUUUUAACAUUAAAAGAAGGAUUUGAAGGGCAAAUGACUGAAAAUUCAAUUGAAAUUGGAAUUAUUGGUGGUGAUGCAACAGGAUUUAUGGAAGACAAAGAACAACCAUUAUUUAGAAAAUUGUCUCCUUCAGAAGUUAAAGAUUAUUUGGCUAAUAUAGCUUAA
This is a messenger RNA of Entrophospora candida, 410 nucleotides long. NCBI's taxonomy places the organism in Eukaryota, Fungi, Glomeromycota, Glomeromycetes, Entrophosporales, Entrophosporaceae. The record is from the annotation of a GenBank genome assembly.